UUGACAUAUGUUUGCGUGUCUAUCGCAUUGGCUAUACGUGUUUGUUUGUUAAUAAAAGGGGUUGCGAAAGUUAAUAACGAAUUUUACUUUGUUUUUAAGUUAUUAUUAAUAAACUUUGUUAAUAUGAAAUACAAAGGAAAUCGAAUACUUUUGGUAACAUUACUUGCAGUUUUAUGCAAAAUCCAAACAGCCUUUGCUGCGAAAAAGAAUUUUGUCACCUGCGGUUCCAUUGUCAAGUUGCUAAAUACUGACUACAGCAUGCGGCUACAUUCACACGAUGUCAAGUAUGGUUCUGGCUCUGGACAACAAUCGGUCACCGCAAUAGAGUUGAAGGAAGACGUAAACAGCCAUUGGACAAUAAAGGCAGCCACAAAUAAAUACUGUGAAAGGGGCGAACCUGUUAAGUGUGGCGAUAUCAUAAGACUGGAGCAUUUAAGUACACACAAAAACUUGCAUUCGCAUUUUUUCUCAUCUCCAUUGUCUGGGGAACAAGAGGUAUCUGCAUAUGGAGAAAAUGGUGUUGGUGAUUCCGGUGACCAUUGGGAACUAAUUUGUUCUAAUGAUAGCUGGAUGCGUGAUGCUCAAGUCCGAUUCAGACAUGUAGAUACGGGCGCAUAUUUAUCCAUAUCGGGACGAACAUUUGGUCGUCCUAUCUCCGGCCAAAUGGAAGUCGUGGGCAUGAACAAUCCCCAGCAUGGCACAAGAUGGACAACAGCCGAGGGCCUCUUCAUUGUGCCCAAAGAAAAAGAGACUGAAUACAUUCACACUGAGUUGUGAGAAGUUCUUUUCCCAACUGUUAUAGGCUAUCAUCGAUCAAAUGUGCUGUAGUUGGCAUCUGAACGACACAAGGCACAUUUUAGUUGAAUUAUUUUAAUAAAUUAUUACUUGGCUACUACUACUACUACUAAUUGCUCUGAGAUACAUUGAGAUGUGACAAUUGGAAUUAAGAAAUACUGUAUGAAAUGUAUUAUAAGAAGACCAAAUAAAUUCGUUUUAUGUUUGUA
Stomoxys calcitrans (stable fly) is the source of this 1004-nucleotide messenger RNA. Its product is annotated as stromal cell-derived factor 2. NCBI's taxonomy places the organism in Eukaryota, Metazoa, Arthropoda, Insecta, Diptera, Muscidae. The transcript is spliced from 2 exons. Bases 124 to 777 code for a protein of 217 amino acids. The record is from RefSeq and is a predicted model, not a curated record.